Messenger RNA from Megachile rotundata (alfalfa leafcutting bee), 2470 nucleotides. Its product is annotated as E3 ubiquitin-protein ligase RNF14. Lineage: Eukaryota; Metazoa; Arthropoda; Insecta; Hymenoptera; Megachilidae. The record is from RefSeq and is a predicted model, not a curated record. Gene Ontology annotation, biological process: protein ubiquitination. Gene Ontology annotation, molecular function: zinc ion binding; protein binding; ubiquitin-protein transferase activity.
AUUUAAUCUGCCCAUCACUAGUCUGUAGUGUAUGUACGAAAAAAUUUAAUUAUAUAAUUUAAUUUGGAUUUAUAAACUUUUGGUACAAAACAGAAGCUUAAAAACAUAAUACAUAUUUAUUUGCAUUACAUAAUUUUAAAUUAUUAUAUUUCUUCUGAGUUCAGUCGUGUUGUGCAAAGUGGUCCGAUCCUACGUGAAAUACAGUAUUAUUCCAAUGUUCGUAUGUUUAGAAAAUUUGCAUGGAAUAUAUAAAAUUUUAAUUGUGUGUUGAUCCUAUACAGUUCAUUCUAUAAUCUUUUUUUAUAAUUGGUUUUCAAAUUCAUAUAAAUGGAUGCUGAAAAACAGAAAGAUGAAAUAAUUGCAUUGGAAAGUAUUUACAACACAGAAGAAUUUUCAUAUCAAGAAGAAAAUGGUACUUAUCAAUGUACAUUUACAAUAUUUAUAAAUCUUCCUCCCAAUUAUUACACAACUUAUAAGGAUUUAAGAUGUGUGGAUGAACCAGAACAAACAAUCAAGAUAUCUCAUUUACCACCUUUAAUGCUUCGCAUUGUUUUACCAGAAAGUUAUCCUUCCAAGUUACCUCCUAAAUUUACUUUAUAUUCAUCCUGGUUACACUUAUCACUAUUAACCAAAUUAUGCAAGAAGUUGGAUAAAUUGUGGAUAGAAAACAAAGGACAAGAAAUUUUAUUUACAUGGGUGGCUUUUUUACAAGAUGAGACUUUGGAUUUUUUACAUAUACAAGAAAGUCUCAACAUAAGUUACAUAUAUACAUGCUACAAAGAAACUUUGGAAAAAGUGCAAAAUAUUCAGAAAAACAAAAUAAUAGAUAAUAAUGACAAAGUACAUACAGAGGAUGUAAAGAAUAAGGUGAAAGUAGGAACUAAUAACAAAUAUGUCAGUAAAAAGAAGUUGAUACAAAAAUCCUAUGAUAAGAGAGCUAUUUUAGAUUGUCCUGUUGGAAGAAAUCCAAUUCAGAUGUUAAUUGACUACAAUGAAAAGAGAAAUCAAAUUGAAUUUAAGAAGAAUUUCAGUACUUGUAAAAUCUGUUUUGAAGACAAAUUAGGUGAACACUGUACACAAUUUUUACCUUGUUCUCAUGUAUUUUGUAAAGAUUGCAUAACUAAUUACCUAGAAGUAAGAAUAAAAGAUGGAAAUGUGCAAAACAUUUAUUGUCCUGAAGAAAAAUGUACUUCCGAAGCUACUCCUGCUCAGAUUAAGGAUCUAGUAAGUUCAGAAUUAUUUGCUAAGUAUGACUCUAUAUUAUUAAGUGCCACAUUAGCUACUAUGAUGGACAUAAUAUAUUGCCCAAGACGUAAUUGUCAAUAUCCAGUCAGUCUUGAACCAAAUGAACAAAUGGCAAAAUGUCCAAUUUGUCAAUAUGCAUUUUGUGUCUUUUGCAAAAUGGUAUAUCAUGGUAUAGAGCCAUGUAAACUUUACUCAGCUGGAACACAUCAGUUAGUAUCCGAAUAUCAAGAAGCAUCUGAUGAUAAAAAGCUCCAGAUGGAACAACGUUAUGGUAAAAAGCAACUUCAGACUUUAGUAGAAAAUACAAUGUCUGAAAGUUGGAUUCAAACUAAUAGCCAAAAAUGUCCUACAUGCAAGGCUGCUAUUGAGAAAUUGGAUGGAUGUAACAAAAUGAAAUGUUGGCGAUGUAAUACACCGUUUUGCUGGCUAUGUAAUACUGUUCUAAAUUAUGAUAGGCCGUAUGAACAUUUUGAAGAUGGAAAUUCUAAAUGCUAUAACAUGUUAUAUUACGGAAUGCCAAUAGAAGAUGAUGAGGAAGAUGAGGAUGAUGAUAUCGAUUUCUUACUUGAAUUUCCUGAUUACUUACAUUACGAAUCAGAAUACUUCGAAUCAGACGAUGAAUCCUGUUCCGAACUGUAAUAUACAAUUUGAAUAAACAUAAUAUAAAUAAGUUCAAAAAUUUAGUAUCUAUUGUUACUUUUUAUGAGCGUAUUUUUUAAAUGUAUUGUUAGAGUUUAAACGAAAUAUGUGCUUCUAUUUAUCUUUUUGCGUAAAUCCUAAUACUUGUAAUGUCCCGCGUAUUCAUACGUAUUGUUCUUUGUAAAUACAAAGAGACGCACAAAUAAAUGUAUAUUUUUGCUGGUUUAUUAUUUAAACAUGAAUUAAAAAAAAGGUAUUUCCUGCAUAGUAUCAUUUAUAAGGUAAAUUAUUUUCUUAGAAUAAAAUAUAGCAGACUUUAAUUGUACGUUUUUGAUAUGACGAACUUAAGCGAGUUUUGAUACGAAUGUGCAUAGCUUUCAAAACUUUUGAAUACAUAUUCAAGAAUUAAAAAAUUCGGAACUUAGAUAAGCCAUAUUAAGAUUGUUAUUACAAUUCGUGUUUUCUUAAUUCACGAUUCAAAGGUUCUAGUCGCCUAAAUUUAAAGAGUCGUGCGUAUAUGCCCUUGUUAAAACAAAAUAGUCUGUAAAAUAAAUGAAAAAUAAAUGCACUUUUAACUUAAACUCAA